AUGGGAGUGAGUAUUUUGGCCUCUUGGAGGCAUCCCAAUGUGGUUGUCAUGGCCCCAGCUCUGACAGAAGCUGGCCAGUCACGAAAUUUUAAGCCUUCAUCUUCCUCAACAUUCAAGAAUCUCAAUGAUAGUUGUUUGAUAUCUUCUGCUAUAUUGUUUUCUAACACGGAGCAUUCUGAUUUUUUGAAGCUCUUACCUCUAAAAAUAAAAGAAAACCAAACUGUCAAUGGUUUUUUGAAAAAAUUUGAUGUUAAAAUUUGUAAAUCACCAGAAAGUCAGAACAAAGGUAAUGGUGUUUUAAAGAAGCAUGCUGUAAAAGCUUCAGAUAUUAAUUGGAAUUUAUUAAAUAAUAAAACUGAGGAGAUCACUGUAGAGAAUUUGAGAAUGUACAAUAGUGCCCCUAUGGGGGACCAGUAUGAGAAAAUGGGUUUAUUAAAGUCAAGUACUCCAAAUUCUUUACUAGAUGAACAAGGAGAAUUUAUGGGGUUUUUAAAAACAGUUAAUCAAAAUGCAGAAACAAACAAUUUUAUGAAAGAAAAAUCACUGUCAAAUGAUAUGGAUCAAUUAUUUAAAAAUUUUACAUCUGCAAUCGCAUGCACCGACUUAUCACCAGGAGAUUUUCCUCCACCAAAUGUAGAGGAAUUACUGCAAGUAAUUAAAAAUAUGGAAAACACUUGUGAAAGUAGUGAUACAGCUUUAGAUGCUCCCACGGACAGUGUAGAGCCGGAAGGAAUGUUUCCCUUGUCAGGAACGGAUUUAGCAUCAUUUGAAAGGGAGUUAUUAGAUGAUAUGAUGACCAAUUUUGAUGAAAAUCUUCCUGAUUCUGGUUUGGAUAUGAAAGAAUCAUUAACAAAGGAAAAAUUAGAUGAUGUAAAUAAAAGACAAUUUGAAAUAGAAAGGAAAUGUGAAAGGCUUCUUAGAAGGCUGAAAAAAUUGCAAGCUCGAUGUGUGGGAAAGCAUGCGGGAGAGGAGUUAACCGGUUUGUUUGAACAUGUGCAUCAUUUAACGAGACAAGAAUUUCAGGGCGCUCUUUCCUUAAAAAAUGAUGAACAAAAAGACAACAGGAAUAAAGGAGUUACUGAAUUAGCUUUAUCAACUCUUGUUAAUAGAUUAUCUAUAUCUUCUCUUAAUCAAGCAUCUGGUCUGACAAAAGGGAACAGAGCUUUAUGGCGAUGGUCUCAAGAUCGUGCGGAAGUUGCUAGUCGGUGGACGUGGCUUCAAGCCCAAAUAUCUGAUUUGGAGUAUAAAAUACGUCAACACACCGAAUACCACAGGCAAAUUCGGGCCGGGAAAGGUCCUGUGGUUCUCGUGGACGAGGACACGCAACGCGCACAACAACAGCGAACUACUCCUCCAGUGUCAGUGAAUGGUUACCGCGGGUCUUUGCCAGGAAACGUAUCCGUUGGCUCGAAACAAAACGAUGAAACAUUAAACGGAACUAUACCCUUUCCAAAUAAUAAUAAUAUUAAUAAUAAUAAUAAUAAUAAUAACUGUGAUUCUAUGUCGGCAUGUCGGACACGUCCUUUCGAUAAAAGUGCUUAUAGAAAAAGGAAAUUAUUGCGUACAAAUGGUUUGCAUCUAAUAUCUAAAAAAGCAGCAAGGCCCUCGUCGAUUAGAUGCGAAUGUCGGCCUCCGCUGUCGUGCGCUUUGUGCACAGGAAGAGCGGAUCCUACACGACCCGUACGAUUUGAACCUUUCAACGUGGCCGAAAAAAUAGCAUCCGUAGAUUUUUCUUUUCAUCCCGUACUUUCAUUUCCCAGCGAUACCUCACUUACUGUGCACCUGGAUGCUAUUAUGAGGCUUCACGAAUGGCAAGUGAAAGCAAAUCGAUACAAUGUAAAAUUAAAAUUUAACAAAUAUACAACAAACAAAGACAAAGACUCUAGCUUAGAAAAGAGGCAAAGGCUGAAGAAAAAAUUAAAACUCUCGGAACAUAAAAAUCUGAGGAAAAUUCGUAAACAAACGCCGACUUUGUUGUCGCCGAAACUAAACAAAAAGUGGUCUGCCAACCAGAGAAAACGAAGGGACUUAACAAAUACUGAGAACUUGCCUUUGUCUCUCCUGAAAUUCAAAAAAAUUAGAAAACAUUCUUUAAGGUCUAAUUUAGACGGUGAUAGCGAAGAAGAUGGCGAAAUGUCUGUGAAAAUCGUCUCAGGUGAUAGAGAUGGAAGGAGUAGUAGGAGGGGAGCGUCGCCCGAGUCGUCUUUUCCCGGUCCCUUUUUGUCGUCCAAAGACAAAAAUGAUAAAAGGGAAAGGGAUAGAAGUGAGGAUGGUAGGAAAAGAAGGGAAGAUGAUUCCUACGACAUAGAUAAUAUUGUCAUACCCUAUAGUAUGGCCGCUGUGAAAAAAAGGCAUAGUCGAUGUGAGGAAUCGGAAAAGAAAAAAUUUAUGAGUUAUAUUAAGUUACCAUUUGCCAUUCGAUCGCGAGCCAAUAGAAGGACUGAUAGUCGCGCAGAAAGCAGUGGUGCUAAUACUCCAGAUCGUUUGUCCCCAUUGAAUCCUGAUCAUCCUGAAACGGGAAGUACCAUGUCUCCAUUAACGACACCGCCUUCCACUCCUCUCAGUGUCUUAGAUGAACAAUAUCAGUCGUGUAACGUUCGGAGACGAACGACUUCAAGUUCCCGUUUGUCUUUGAGAGAGAAAUUGGAGAGGGCGUCAACGGAUAAGGAUAGAGAAGACCGGUGUUCUACAUCAGAUUUGGAAGAUGAGGUUUUGCCUUACGAACCUCGAAUUUAUCCAUUAUCUGAUAAGGUAUAUAAAGAAAUGAUAAAAGGUAUGCCUCAAGAUCAUGCCACGUUCAUGUCAAUUCAACAUUCGCCACCGAAAACCUUCGUGGAUCACAGAACGCCUGAAUCCCCCAGUACAAGUUCAACAAUAUCUGCCGUUGAAGAAGAUCCAAAUGAUCCCGAAUGGACGGUAGUCAAUGGCAGAGACGUAAAAGAAGAUGUAGAUUGUAGAACAAGAAGUAAAAGGUAG
Molecule: messenger RNA, 2976 nt
Organism: Pediculus humanus corporis (human body louse)
Lineage: Eukaryota; Metazoa; Arthropoda; Insecta; Psocodea; Pediculidae
Exons: 10
Coding region: 1-2976 (991 amino acids)
Cellular component (GO): NSL complex
Molecular function (GO): histone acetyltransferase binding
Source: RefSeq, a predicted model, not a curated record